Molecule: messenger RNA, 1346 nt
Organism: Brassica rapa (field mustard)
Lineage: Eukaryota; Viridiplantae; Streptophyta; Magnoliopsida; Brassicales; Brassicaceae
Product: myosin-17
Source: RefSeq, a predicted model, not a curated record
GUGCAGACGUUUGCAUGUUGGUGUUGCUUUUUGGUUUCGGACUAGAAGAGAAAUACAAUGCCUACACAGGAGGCUCCAGUAGAUAAGGUGACUUCGGUAUUGGUUAAGGAUACUGAAAAAAUCAUUUCAUUGACUUCAGAGGUGGAGGCUCUAAAGCUUGGUGUCACUCAGGAAAAUCAGGAACUACUAGUCACAUGCAUCUCAGAAAACCUUGGCUUUGCUGGAGGCAACCCUGUUGCUGCAUGUCUCAUUUACAAAUGUCUCCUUCACUGGAGAUCAUUUGAACUCGAAGAAACCAACAUCUUUGACCGUAUCAUUCAAACAAUAGCCUCGGCCAUUGAAGUACCAGAUAACAACCAAGUUUUGGCGUAUUGGUUAUCUAAUUCAGCCAUGUUACUAAAGCUACUGCAGCACACAUUCACAAGUGCUGCAAUACCAGCGUCCAGAGGAUGCAUGGGAGGCGGUGUUGUCUCUUCUUUGGAUAGACAAAUGCAAGUUGAAGCAAAGUACCCAGCAACUCUUUUCAAGCAGCAGCUUAUUGGAUUCCUAGAAAAGAUGUAUGUUAUGAUCAGAGAUAGUCUAAAGAUUGAGGUCUUUUCUCUUCUCCGGUUAUGUACUCAGGCUCCACAGGCACAAGAAAACAAUGUUCCUCAACAAGAUUUGAAUGGUCACUGGGAAAGUAUUGUGGAAAGGCUAAGCAGUUACUUGAAUCUAAUGAAAGCAAACAAUACUCCACCAUUCCUGGUCAGAAAAUUAAUCACACAAAUAUUCUUCUUCAUCAAUCUUCAGCUCUUAAACAGUAUUCUCCUAAGCGAUGACUGUUGCUAUUUUGUCAACGGGGAGUACGUUGAAGCAGGUUUGGCUAAACUAAAACAAUGGUGUAUAGAGGCUACUGAUGAAUAUGUUGGUUCAGCUUGGGAUGAGUUGAGUCAUAUCAGACAGGCAGCUGGAUUCUUGCAGGCCAUUAUUCAAAAGCAGGAAAUGACCUUAGACAAAAUAACAAGAGAACUCUGUCCGGUGCUAAGUAUACGGCAGCUAUACAGAAUCAGUGCUAUGUACUUUGAUGACAUUUAUGACAUGAGCAGCGUUUCUUCAGAUGUUAUUUCAAGCAUGAUGAUUAGAUUGAUAGAUGACUUGACCGAUGGUGUACGGAGUGACUUUCUUUUGGAGGACGACUUGAGCAUUCCAUUCACCGUAGAGGAUUUAUCAAAAUCAACGGAACAAGGGGAUGUAAACGACAUUGAUACUCUUGCACUGAUCCAUGAAAACCCAAGUUUCAGCUUCUUGCUCACUUGUGGAGAAGGCAGUUCAUCAUAAAUUGUUUGUCAAAUCGGGUCAUAUUAUGU